Peniophora sp. CBMAI 1063 is the source of this 3009-nucleotide messenger RNA. The record is from the annotation of a GenBank genome assembly. Lineage: Eukaryota; Fungi; Basidiomycota; Agaricomycetes; Russulales; Peniophoraceae.
AUGGCUGACGAUCCUCAUACGCUCGCCAGGGAGGCGAAGGCUCUGGCGGUAGCCCUCAAGGACAACCUUAAGAAACGCGAGCCAUGGGAUAAAGAGAUUGAGUUCCAGAGGCGAAAUCUGCAGAAGCAGUACCUACUUCUACUUCUCAGUCAUCCCCGCGCGAAAGAGUCGAAGGAUGUCGAGACCCUGCUCUGGAUGCAAACUUCCCAUGCGUUGAUUGCGCCGUACAAGACGCGCAUAUCUGCGAUAGAGAAGGCCCUACGCGAUGUCAACAUGCAGAAGCAGCAGGGGAAAAGACAGCAGCAUGGUCCAGUCGAGCAUCGCAAACUCGUUCAUCGCUACCGGCAAUAUCUUGCGGGCGAGGAGAAGUUCUGGAUGCAGCUCAUCGCACGUCUCCACGAACAGUUCGCUCUUCAUGAGGCCGAUCAUAUCGUCGCCAGUCUUGGAAUCACAUCCACGGACGACGCACAGGGCUCCCGAAGUCAUUUUCAAUUCCCCGCGCCACCCGCAGGUUCCGUGCCGUCCUCUGAUCCAAAUGAGCGCGCCGGGUACAUCUCAAUCCUCGCGAAGGCUCUCGUCUGCUUGGGCGACCUGGCUCGAUACCGCGAGCUUGCUUCAGACGCCGGGCCACGCCGGCAGGAGGAUGCAACUAAGCGCGGAGGGCGAAGCAACCGCGGGAAACUGCCCGUGGCACCUUUUGAUGUCGCGCCGAAGACGUUGGACAGGUCCCGCACGUUGUACGAGGCUGCGCGCUCGCUUGCUCCCGAUGAUGGCAAUCCCCCUCAUCAACUGGCUAUCCUGGCGCUGCACAAGCGAGACUCUUUCGAGGGCGUCGUGCAGAAUUAUCGAGCUCUCUGUGCUCGCCAGCCUUACGUGACAGCCGCGGGAAACUUGACAAGCAUCCUCCGAGGAGCCCUUUUAGAGUAUCAGAAAGCGCACUCUGCCCAGGAUGGACGGGAUACGCGUCAGCCGACUGUCGAAACUUUCAAGAGAGACGUCAUUGCGUUAUACGCUUCCUGCAGGACGGGCGGGGACGUCAAUUUGGCCCGGAAUCUCGCGACGAAAGUUGCCUCAAUUUACUCAAAGCUGAUCUCGGAUCGACUUCUUUCUGUCGACUUGAUCACCAAGGUCUUGACGCUUGCGCAGGGGACGUUGUGGCACAUCAGUCGAGAGAAAGCGGCGAAAGGUUCAACCUACCUUGAGGACGCCUCUUCUCUCGUCCUUGCUAAUCUUCUAUCUCUAUACCGCUCAUUGUUCGAUAUCAGUGCUCAAGAGCUGCAAGAACCCAUGACGCCCGGUGGACGGGACUUGGCGAUGCGCAUCACAGCUGUCUUUCGCCGUAUGCUUCCCGCUCUGCGAGUGACUGGAAAAUGGCUUCGCGCAAAGGACCAUCUUGACAUGAUUCUCACAUCUGCUUCAACGACUACGCAGCCGUUUUGGCAGUCGUAUACUGUAUUCUUUGCGCGGAUCACCGAGAUAUUUCCUCCCGAUCAACUCCCACGUCUGGCGCGCCAGCUCGACGAGGAUGUCGAGCUUGUCGGCUAUCUGCCGCUAGGCGGACUACUCUUCAGCAGGACCGACCCCGCAGUUCUCGCGUCCGAAGAUCGCCGCGCGUUAGAGGAUGUUCAUCCCAACGAAGAGCAGUUGAUGCGGAUAUGGGAUAUAUGGCAUGAUGCGAGUCUAGUCGCAGAGCUUGCUCCGGAACAGAUGCGGUCCUUUCGAGCCUAUUCGACUAGCCGACAACCCUCGAAAGCGCAGACGCCGACAAACUUGACCGCAGCACAGUCGCGAGCACCACUGGGAUCGCAAACGCUUUCCCGUUACCCCCCGCCACAGACGGCCAAGUCAGUUGACGAUGAUGCUCGUACGGAGACGACCGAUCCGGUGGGCGAUGCCUUCCGCCAAGCUCUGGGCGAGGAUGACGACUCGGACGACGAGGAGAUCUUGUUCAAUCCAAGGGCUUCUAUAAUGUCUGUAGCCCCAGAAGCACCCGAGCCUCCUCUCUCGACACAACACACACCGACGAAGCAGGUUCCCAUGCAUCCCUCUACGCCCUCUGCUCCACCCCCCUCUAUACAGCUCUUGGCCCCGACAAAUACUAUUACGCCUCCUAAACCAGAUGCGACCGGAUCGACGUCCUUGCUCCCAACCCCAACGCACGUGCCUACUCAUCGUGGUUCAUCCUCGAGCUCUACGCCAGCUAUACCGCAUACACCCAAGACGACGGCGCAGGACCUGCUUGCAAACGUGCUUGGUCGCGGAGCGCCAUCCAGGACUGCCCGUCGCGUAUCACAGGCCUCUCAGUUCGCACCAACGUCUGGAUCAACGCGUCCUGCUUCGGAUCCUACCACGCCAUCUCUUCAUCCCGGUAAUGCUCCGGGACCUUUCGGCGCGGGACAAUCCAUUUGGUCUGCCUCAGUAGGAGAACAUGCAGUGGGCGCUCAUCAUCGUCGUCUAUCUCAGUCCGGCAUGCAUGGUGCAACGAGCUUGCGUUCGACGAGUCAGCCCCACCCAUGGACGGGCACAUCCGAGCGACAUUCAUAUCAGCAGAACGUGUAUGCGACGCCGCCGCCAGCGCUACAAAAUGCUGCUCCGCCUACUGCAUUUCCCACUUCCCUCCAACAACCCACGCUCCAGGUCACGCCCGGUAUCGGCAUCGGACUUCCGCCUUCUGGCGCUCACGCGCACCGAAGACUCUCGGGCUCAAAUACCUCAUCUCUCCUUGCGCAACAUUCAUAUUUGCCGCAAGCCACAAGCCAGCCAACCGCGCAUAUGAUCCCCAGCUAUCCGCAGCUUUCUUCGCAAGGACAUGCACUGCCGCAUGCGAUGAAUGGGAUGCAUCUCGGUGCCGUGCAGCCUCCGCAAAAUGUGUCUGGUACGCAAGGCGCCGGCGAUAUGCGCGCGUACGGCGCGAUUGGCGGGAUGGCAACGGGUGGGGUUCCAUAUGCGGGUGGUCUACAAUCGACUGGCUUGGGUAUUGCUGGAGGCAUAUGGGGACCUGCGGGAUAG